Molecule: messenger RNA, 10541 nt
Organism: [Torrubiella] hemipterigena
Lineage: Eukaryota; Fungi; Ascomycota; Sordariomycetes; Hypocreales; Clavicipitaceae
Source: the annotation of a GenBank genome assembly
GUCUCGUGCUUUUCUUACCGAGGACCAGACAUCGCCGCGCUGCACACUCCGACCGUGUAUUCUAUCAGCUGCGACGCACACUCAACGCUAGAGGCUCUUCAGCUAGAACAAGAAGCAUUCGCAAAGGAGCAUGCAGCUACAACGCCUGACCAACAAGUAGCGUUGCUCUGCUCAGCAGAACGUCCGUCGAUGAUGGAUAACACAACCAGCUCGGCGUCAAUAGCGGCGCCGCGUUUGGAGUUUAACUACGAAUUUCUCAUAUUCAUGAUCCUCUGUGGACUUCUGACGAUCUUCUUCCUCCUUUAUUUCAACCGCCUCUUUUCCUCCAUCGUGUCCUACGCCAUCCGAACGUGGACAUGGCACCGAUAUCGCGUAUAUAUUGAUAUUCAGGCUCUCCAAAUAUCCCUCCUUGGUGGCCGAAUAUUCUUCACGGGCCUCCGAUACCACGGCUCCAACGAGACGUUCCUCGUCCAAUAUGGUGAUAUCACUUGGCGCUACUGGCUAAGGCGCGUGCGCGAUGCCGAGGUGGUUGACCGUAUCAAGGAGACGCAAAAAGACGACGAUAACGACACGUUUAAAAAUGCAAGCCUCCCAUGCCGAAUCAAUGUUAACUUGGUCGGCAUGGAGUGGUUCGUUUAUAACAGAAGCCCUGCGUACGAGAGCGUACUUGCCGGUCUCAAAGGGGGUAGUCCAGGCACAUCCACUGCCACAGAAAUUGCCGCACAUGCUCAAGAAGCUGCAGCUAGGCUACGGAAGACGCCUAAUGCUUCCAAUGAGAAGGCUAGAGCCGCCGAUGGCAGUGACAAUGCGCCGGGCAACAAGCGACACCUCCAUGGCGAAGACCCCGCUGGGUUGGAUGAUGAAGCCAGCAUUGGAAAUGACCUUCCGGCUUUACUCGACUUCUUCCCGAUUCAUAUUGAAUGCCAAAAGCCAGCCGUUGUUGUUGGAAACGAAAACACAAAGGGUAUUUUGAUUGUCAAGUCUGAUACCAUAUCAUGCGACAUUGAUGCAUCCACAGCCAAGACGUGUGACCCCUACCGCCAGCUCUUCAAUCUUACCUUGAAACACCCUAUUGUAGAGAUCCGAGAUAAUGAGGAUUACCGCGAGGAUCAGGCCACCCGCGCAUCGAAAGAACGAGAGCCUGUCGUGCCUAAGAGUGCUCUACCCCGAAGAACGUUGUUCCGACACCGCCGCCGUCAAGUUCUUCAUUCGCUGCGCAAUAUGGUCCCUUAUUGGCGCCGCUCUGUCGAGUCUUUCUCCACAGACUCCCGUGGCGAACUAGGAACGUCUGCUAGCCAUCACGUUGGAACAGCCCAAUGGCAAGGACUAUCAAGAUAUCUUGAAGACCGCGAUCAAGAUGACAAAGCACGUUGGGCAACAGUUGAGUACGGCGCCGAGAACAUCAUUCUAGAUUCCCCUUCGGCUCAGUUUACAAUGUACUGGGAUUCCGUAGGCAAGGUAUCUAGACGGAAUCAGGAAUGUGACCAAAGCCCUCCGGAUUCUCUUCAACACAUCAACGGUUCUGAUGCUCCUGGGUGGGGCAUGCACUUUGUUAUUCAUGGAGGUGUUGUGAAUUACGGCCCCUGGGCGGAUCGGCAUCGUGCAGAGUUGCAGAGAGUCUUUGUACCCAAUCUUUGCAAAGAUGCUGUCCCUGCCCAGCCCCUCCAAGAGGGUGAAUGGCGAGUGGCAACCCAAUUCAAGAUCUUUAUUGAGAUGGUUGACACACUUACAAUGCGCAUUCCAAUUAAAGAGGAGUCAAAGAACUGGCGUUGGCGUGGUAAAGAACCGGCAGUCAACCAACAUACUGUAAAAAGCAAGAAGAGGCAAAGAAACAAGAAGCGAGGCAAAACCGAUACGAGUCAAAUUAGACCUGCGGGUUGGCUCGAGCUCAAAGUUCCUGCAAAUGCUACAGUUGACUACUCUAUGGAUAUGAUGGCACGAACGACGGGAUAUCGGAACACCUUGCUUGUGGAUUUACCCAACUCCGAGCUUUGGAGCAGCGUCAAUCACGACAUUCUCUGGAGAUCUGGUCCGCAAAAGAUCAAUUGCAAUCUAUCAAACCCGCUUGCUUGGAAUACGCUCCGCAAUUGGCAUUUUGAUGUUGCCUCCGACAAUAUGAAGCUGUAUCUGCUUCGAGAUCAUAUAUUCCUCUUGACGGAUCUUGUCAAUGACUGGGCUAGCGGCCCGCCCUCGGACUACAUGACAUUUACACCGUACAACUACCACCUCAAUCUUGACCUCCAUAAUGUAGAAUUGUUGCUCAAUGUCAAUGAUGGCAACAUUAUUGACAAUCCUACGUCUUUGGAAGAAAACAGCUUUCUUAUCAUAUCUAGCCCCCGUCUCACCGUUGGUACCACAAUUGCUUUGGACAAGUUUCGACCAGAGAAGAACUCUAUUCCUUUCGAUAUACGAUGCGAUACGUUGGAUGCCUCGCUCAACCCAUCCCAAUCCAAUACGGAAGCUGCCUUCUUAUCAACUCACGACAUCGGCCAUGCGGAAAGUCUGACUGUGACGGGCAGCUACCACUAUAAUGCUACUACUUCAUCAGCAAACACAGACACUCUGAUAUUAAACCUGCAUGGCCAAUCGCCUUGUGCGUAUAUCUAUGGGUUUUUAGUCAGAUAUGCCCUGCUCCUUAAAGAUAAUUACUUCGGUGACCACGUUCAUUUUCGCACAUUGGACGAAUAUCAAGAACAGCUGCAGUCCCAGCCACCAGGAAAGGAUGUUACUAUGACAAGCCGCCCACCUCCCAAAAAGUCAAAUGACAUGGAUAUUAUGUUGUCUGUCAAGGUUGACGAUGCUCAGCUGCUGGUCCCAACCAGUCUCUACUCGACAACGAAGGUUCUUAUCGGAGAACUAGCAUCCUUGUCGGUCGAUGUACGCUUCACCAAUUACUACAUGGAUCUUGAACUGGAUUUGAGCCCCCUUAGCUUGUCGCAUGGCACAACAUCUGGCCCGCUAGCAUCGCCCGAUAUAGUGGCUACCAGUACUCAACUAUAUGUUGAUGGCAUACGCGUCUUUGGCCAUCGAGCGUUCGGCUUGCCACCAACCGAACCAACGUACCUAUGCAACUGGGAUGUUUCUGUUGGCGAUGUGAAAGGAGAUUGUGACGGUGAUUUCCUAUCCGCUCUGACUAAAGGAGCAGAAGCCUUCAUUUUCACGUUUGAUGACGUUGAAAAUGCGCUUGUCCCUUACUCUUCGCUUAUAUUUUACGAUAUAACAUUCAUCCGUGCUACUAUUGCAUCAAUCUGUAUAUGGGUCAAGUCUGCUGAAGGAGCGUUCUUAUUGACUACAGACAGUAUAUCAGUCACCGCAAACGACUGGGCUCGGUCACAUUACUCCAAAAAGGCCAACAUUAAUGUGCCUAAUCUGCAGCUUUCCUGUGUUGAUCUGAAGACUGCCAGCAAGCAUACCCUGCGGGAGACGAAACCGGUAAAGACAGAAGCAUUCUUCCGCACUGAUAUCCGUCUUGCCACUGUUGGGAGAAAGGUUGGAUUUACGGCGGAGAGAAAGCUUCAGCAAGAGCUUGUUCGACGAGAAGACCAGCGUACGGAUCGCACACCUUUUCUUCUGCUUAAUGGUGUCAUGGACGAAUUUCAGCCCGAAGCGACAGAUCUCCCUGCUCAAUGUGCGCCACCGCAACCAUUUCCAGUUUCUUUUGACGAUGACGACUCGAUUAGCGAUUUUGAACAAGCAGCAUCGGAGCAAAUGCGAUCAAAGAGCUCAUUCCUAUCGCUCUCUAGUGCUACUGAAGGAAGCAUCCGGAGGACACAGAGCUAUGUGUCGUACCAGAGCGGCUCAAUGAUCAAUCCAGCUACGCGCCCUCCUCGACAGGUUGGCUUGGGACAAGAUCACUCCACUGUGACCUUUUCAAGCCCCUAUUUCCCUCCACACUUCAACCUCGAGAAUGUGUCUCCGGAAGUACCAGUCGACAGACUCUUUAAACAACCAAGCACAUUACUACCAGAGCCAUCUACUAGUCUGGAUGCCGUUGAUCCCAAUAGUAUUGAUGAGGAAUACAUCUACUCGAGCACAAUGAUUGAGUUUCCUAAUGGUGUUACUGCAUUCUUUAACCCGCAGACCAUCAGACAUGCUGUCUCUGUGCUGGAGUCAAUCCAACCCGACAACCCCGAAGAUAUCCUUGACUCCAUCCAAACAAGCACUCUGAGUGAAAUAUUUGGAGCAAAGAAGCAUCUCAGCUCGCGCGGUAUGAUUAAAGAUGUACUCUUGCGUCUUCCUAAAGCGGAUGUCCGGUUCAUUAACAGUACUUCGGACUCUCAAGACAGAAACAAUGUCGCAAUUGACCGAUACGACCUCGCCAUCAACUCUGUAGACUUGGUUGCUCGAACUAAAACAGACUCCAGGGAGAAUGGAGUGAAGCUUCCCUCGGAAAAGUCACAUACGUCACUGCAACUUCGCGUUGACUACAUCGAAACAUCCGCCGGACAAUAUACAAUGGACGAGAAAACAAGGCAAACUGCAUUAAUGGCUAGGAUCAACAAUGUUUUAGUGUCUAGAGGUGUCAAGGACGUAACCUAUCUUGACGUCGACAUUGGCUCAGUCUUUGGUAGUACAGCAUCUGGCGACAUUGAGUACCUUGCUACGCUGAUACAUAGAUCCGGCAACAUUGCCUCAGAGCUUGGGAUGCUGUUGUCUGAGACUAGUGAACGCCAGAGCAACAGAAUCAAGUAUUGUUGCUGUCGACUACUGGAAGUUGGGUCUGGUACCAAUGAUCCGUCAUUUCUUAUUCGCCCAUCGGCUGUCCUAAGAUCAGUUGACCAACAUCUGCGGACUGUCGACUCAUGGAAGCUGAUGAUGCGUCUUCGUCAAAUCUGGACAUUACUCGAUAAAAAGGAACGAGUUCAGUUUGUGAGAAGAUGCGCUAGCAAAUCUCCACCUUUACCACAGAACGCGAACCGUUUUGCGGUAGACGCAUUCAAAAAAUGGCGAAGCUGGGAUCUUGAAGAUAUAGAGCAUGCAUUGCUCUUGACUAAGAUAUUCGGAAAAGAUAGCCGUGGUGCUUCGACGACUAUCCCUGAUGAACAACCGUUGCUCGCAGCUUGCCGACUUGGUCGAUUCCAACUGACUCUUGAUCCUGGACCUCGGGAGAACAAAAUUGCUCUGUUAGAGUUAAAUGCCAGGCUCGAGACAAAGGACGACGGCCUUCUCCCAGGGCUGUUUGGCGGAAAGCCCAUCAGUAAACCUCUAACCGUCGCCAACAUUUCAUUGCAAGACAUCUCCGUCAACUUGAACUGGGAACUGUAUGAAUUGCUAGAAAUUGUACUGCGACUGUCUCAAGGAUCCGAAACGUUGAAAUCAUCUCUGAAGAAAACACGUCAACAAAAGCCGGCACCAGAUUCUAAGACAGAUCCAAAACCAGGGUAUAGUGCUUCACACGUGUUUCUUGACAUUACAAAGGUUUCUGUCGAUUUGGAAGCCAUCAACCUACGCGCACGAACAAUGCUGGACGGAUUUAAGGUUUCCGCCAUCUUGUCAAAGGACAUAGACAAGUCAGCAUUCAACAGUGUACUGGUUAACUGUGGUGGUGUUACUUCUAGAUUACAUAGCCGUGCUCAGCUGUUAUGGAUGUUGCAGCUUCGACAGCCGUCUAUAUCAGCCAUUCAACAGUCUCAGGAAGCCAACAAGGAAAUCAUCCACAUGAUCAAGGCGUCUGCCAGCACGAAACAACUGUCCUUCUCGGUCAAGCAGGAUGCCACUACACUACUCGAUGUGGUGGAUUCUAUCAUCAAGGACGAGGUUUCUCAACUAUAUCGCCUUAAAGAGCACGAGUAUCUACAACAAAAGAAUAGCCCGGAACCACUGGCAAGCCUCUCCAAACUCCCUACAAAGAUCAAACUUGACAUAGUUAUGAUGCUUGGCCGGUACACAAUUACUGUCCCGCUUUUGCAGUCAUUGACAUAUAAAAUCUCAGGAGUUAUUGCUCGGGCUGGUUGCGUGGCGGAUAUUGGAAACGAGAUUAUAUUUGACUUUGACCUUAAAGAAAACAUUCACGAGAUGCAAAUCAAUGUCAAUGAUACGCCUCGCAGCAUUUGCAUCGUUGAUAUACCCCCAACCAAUGGCCGAAUUACCAGCCACAUGUGCGAUGACCAGCACGUUUUGACCGUUCUUUCAUCCGUGGAAGUUGUCAAAUUGGAUGCAUCAUCUCUCUACAGCUUACUGGCAGCUCUGAAUAGACCACAGGUGUCGGACGAAAUCAAAGAAAUCCAAAAUCAGGUCAAGGUCAUUCAAGAACACAUGUCUUAUCUUGGCGGGUCAGAAUCUCAAGUAACCAAGCAGGCGACGACACCCAAAGCUCCAACUACUUCAGUACUCUACGACGUUCAUUUUACGCUAGCAGGGCUACAUACCCUUGCCAAAACGUCUUCCAUCAAAACUGGGUCGGGCGAGUACGCGCAGUUAUUGUUUUCUCUUGGUACACUGCAUAUCCAAGCGUCAAAUAAGACAACCACGCCUAGUCUGGUGCUUAAGUAUCCAGAAGUUCAUCUCGAUCUAAGAUAUAUCGGAUUUGAUGUGCGUCGUUGCGACGGAAACUCAACGAGAUCCUGCGGUAGUCUGGGAGCUCGCGUCUCUGUGUAUGCAGGAUCACACCGAGGCGAGGACGGCAAAGAAAAAUGGACGUUUAACUUUCUUACUGACGAUCUUGAUAUCAAUCUUUCUCCACAAACAGUAUCUACUUUUGUUGAAGUAGUUGGAUAUCUAGGAGCCAAGAUUAAACACUUGGAUACAUCGCGAGAACUUGACUAUCUCAAGAAACUAGGUCAAUCAAAACCUAGAAUUUCAAUCACAAGCGAUGAAGGUGUGGCAGAGGAAGAUGACGCCGACAUUUUGGACUCGGUUCUAGCCGCUGUUACCUACCGCUUUCAGUUACGUGAUAUCAAAGUCUGCUGGAACGUCGCAGAAGAGAAUACCAAAGAUAGCUCCAAGGAAGACCUGGCACUAUCGAUCAAGCUCAUCGAAUUUGGAACGCGCACUAACAAGUCCGCACGACUUACGAUUGACUCAUUUCAACUGCAGAUGGUCGAACCCGGUGAAGAUAGAGGAGCCCGAUCACUUCAUUCGGCGCUGCUACCUGAAUUAACUUUCAAUGUGGCUUACCUAUCUACCACUAAUGCUCGCCGUCUGGCCUUCCAGGCUGUUGGAAAGUCUCUGGAUUUGCGACUCACACCCAAAUUUAUCGUCCCCGCGGCAUACUUGAUUGAAUCUAUCUCACUGUCGGCAAAGAACGUGCAGGCUGCCUCUAGCAAAUGGACGGUAGAGGGAACAACUGUCAAGCCGUCUGUGACUGAAGAGCCAGCAAAGCCAUCACAACCACUUCUCGGUAAAAAGCGAUUGGAGAGUUUGCUCAUCGAUGCCGACUUUGCUGGUGCUGUUGUUACCAUCAUGGGUAAGCGACAGUCAACCGAUGUAAAAGCGACGUCAUCCACCAAAUCCGCUCUGCCUGGCAAAUACGGCCAAUUUGAUACUGCUGACGCGAGUAAUAACGCCACGCUGCGUAGUCCUGGACUGGCAUGGAAAGCAGAAUACCGAGACAAUGGGAAGGAUGAUCCUUCACUUCAAGGCGAAAUUUUGGUUGACGCCUCCAGCAAUAUUUUGUACCCAGCUGUUGUCCCGCUCGUCCUUGAUAUUGUAUCGAGCGUGAAGGAAGUCGUCAGCAAGACGAAUAAAGACAAGGGAGAGCCUGCUCCUAAGAACCCCGCAGAGUUGAAGACAGAGAAGUCGACCGAAGAAGAAAGCAUCCUUAACGUUGAUCCUGAGGCCGUGAUUGGGAAGUUGAAGUUGAACCUGGGUCUGAGGAUUGCGAGACAAGAAUUCUCUCUUAGCUGCCAGCCGAUUGCCCGCGUGGCCGCAACGACAUCAUUUGAGAGUUUCUACUUUACUCUUAACACGAUUGCAUCACAAGAGCAAGGCAACUUCCUCGCCAUUUCUGGUAUUCUGAACAAGCCCCAAGCUUCAGUUCAGCACGUAUAUUCCAGAGACUCUACCGCGAGCUUCGCACUUGAUACUGUUACGUUGUCAUUUAUGAACAGCAAGCAUGUGAGUGGUAUCAGUGGCGUAUCUGCUAUUCUCAACGUCAGCCCAAUGAAGAUCUCAGUCAACGCUAGGCAAGCACAAGACUUUUUGCUCUUCCGAGAGAUUUGGUACCCGGAAGAACUACGGUAUCAAGACAUGGCCCCUGUUGCGAAAAUGCAUACGGAAACGUCACAAAGCCAUCUUGUGCAGCGGUAUCAGCAAGUAGCAGCAACUGCAGCGUUCCCCUGGACUGCGACAAUAUCUAUCGCUGCAUUGGAUGUCAAUGUAGACCUAGGCCAAGCGAUAGGAAAGGCGUCUUUCCAAAUCCAGAACUUCUGGGUAUCAUCCAAGAAGACCUCUGACUGGGAGCAAAACCUAUGCCUUGGUUUCGACAAAAUCGGCAUUGACUGCACUGGACGUCUAAGUGGAUUCAUUGCCCUGCAGCGCUUUCAGAUGAGAACAUCCAUCCAGUGGCCGAAGCGACAGGAGGCCCUGAAUGAGACUCCGUUGGUGCAAGCAUCGCUAGUCUUCAACGCACUACAAGUGAAGGCAGCUUUUGACUACCAAGCUUUCCUAGUUGCCGAUAUCAGGAAGCUGGAGUUCCUAAUGUACAAUGUGCGUGAAAGUGGCGACGGUAGCGGUGACCGUUUGGUCGCGAUCUUCAACGGCGACGCAGUGCAAAUCUUUGGCACGACAACUUCAGCAGCCCAAGUAGUCAGCGUCUAUCAGGCAGUGCAGCGGUUGAUGCAAGAAAACCAAGAAAACUUUGAAAGCUCGCUGAAGGAAAUUGAGAAGUUUAUGAGCCGCAAAUCUGUGGCGGGACGAGUUACGCCACAGCCUAGGCGAGGCAUUCCUAAGCUUCCCGAAGACGACACACUUGCCAAGUCCCCCAUUUCACUGGAUACAGAUGUUGUUGUAACACUCAAGGCGUUGAAUCUUGGUGUUUUCCCAAGCACAUUUUCCGACCACCAAGUAUUCAAGAUGGAGGCUCUGAACGCGUAUGCACGAUUCGCCGCCAGUGUUGAAGACCGCCGAGUGCACACUUUGCUUCGAAUGACACUGGGACAACUUCGAAUUGGCUUAGCGGGAGUGAGAAAUGCGGAAGCUCCCCGAACCCUGAGCGAAAUGCGGGUGGAAGAUGUCGUAGAAAGAUCGACAGGCGCAAGAGGAGGUACAAUCCUCAAAGUCCCGCGUGUGGAAGCAGUGAUGGAAACAUGGCAAGCUCCCAAGAUCAACCAAAUCGAAUACAAGUUUAAGAGUGCCUUUGAAGGCAAGGUUGAAGUGGGAUGGAACUACUCUCGAGUGAGCUACAUCCGCGGGAUGUGGGCAAACCAUAACAAGAUGCUGGAGCAGACAUGGGGCAAACAGCUGCCAAUGACUGCAGUGAAGAUUACAGGAGUGCCCAAGGCUGAAAGCGACUCUACAGGAGGAGAGCAGGGCAAGAUUACGGCCGAGGUCAACGUUCCGCAGUCCAAGUACAGCUACACAGCAAUGGAAGCGCCGAUUAUUGAGACGCCGCAGCUGAGAGACAUGGGCGAAGCAACACCACCGCUUGAAUGGAUUGGACUGAACCGAGACAGGUUGCCUAACCUGACGCAUCAGAUUGUGAUUGUAUCGCUGCUGGAGCUGGCGGGUGAGGUGGAAGAAGCAUAUUCCCGAAUUCUGGGAUCAUCAUGAUGAACGGAGGACCCUGUGAAGAGGGCAUAUUGACGACCCUGAGCAUUGUUUUUCUGCUUCAUCUUUUACUUUUUGUUUUCUGCGAUCAAGCAAGCGAAGACGCUAUUUUGAAUUUGCAUAUGAGCGUGCGUUGUAUAUGUUGUUUUUCUGGCAUUUUGUCACUGAUUGGUUGUUACAUAGCACCCAUACAUACAAUACCUAUGUACAUACAUAUAGCAGCCUACGGGCGUACAUGCAUAAUACAAUAAUGGGUAUUUAUAAAAUGUUGCACUACUAAGAGUGUAGGGCUAGCUUUUCUUACCCUUUCCUUUUUUUUUUUAAUCUUUUCAAGUCGUUGAUAUUUGCUUGGCUGAGGACGCUGGCGUCGUUGGCGGUGGUAUGUAGCUCGGCGUAGGAGUCAUCCACGGUGAGAGUCAUCCGUAGAACCUUGACUGUAUAGCUCGGCCAGCCACGAGACUUUAUGACGAAGGUGGGCUAUUUAUAGUCAAAAACAAGCUUCUUAGAAUACUAGCAGCAGGCAGGAAAGCAUUUAUAGAGCUUCUACAGUGUUGUAUGGCGCCCAGUGACACGAUGGAGACACCCAAUGAGGCCGGGGAGGCUGGAGCUGUUAGCGCGAUAAGCUUCCUGGGCCAGGGCGACAGCCCCACUCAGUCAGGCAUCCACGAUGCACGGGUGAAUGAGCUUGGGAAUGCUAAGCUGGGCGGUGUUUUGGUGGUGGUGGCAAGCUCAAGAGCUCACGGGCAUCAGGGUCAAGGUGGGAGGAGAGCGUGAGCGAAUGAGAAGGGAGGGUUGUUGCCCUGGGCUCCCGGAAGAAAAAGACAGGCGGGGCGAGG